This is a messenger RNA of Cynoglossus semilaevis (tongue sole), 1971 nucleotides long. Its product is annotated as zona pellucida sperm-binding protein 4-like. Gene Ontology annotation, biological process: binding of sperm to zona pellucida; prevention of polyspermy. Gene Ontology annotation, molecular function: acrosin binding; structural constituent of egg coat. The transcript is spliced from 12 exons. The record is from RefSeq and is a predicted model, not a curated record. Bases 321 to 1919 code for a protein of 532 amino acids. NCBI's taxonomy places the organism in Eukaryota, Metazoa, Chordata, Actinopteri, Pleuronectiformes, Cynoglossidae. Gene Ontology annotation, cellular component: egg coat.
AUCAAAUAUUAUCAAUAUCAACAUUGAUUCUGUUUUACUUAUCUGUCGCCUGUGACGGUGGAGUUAGGUGGGUCCAACUUAUUAUUCUUCUUCUUUUUUUCUUCACUGAAGAAUAAAUACGGAGAAAAGCUGCAGAUUUGUGUUUAAAAUGAACCGUCAUUUGAGCGACAGUUGGCGACAGACGGCUUCAAACCAAUCAACACUAAUUAGCAGUUGUCUCGUGAUCUCACGCCCGAGUCUGUGAAGAGAUUUGCGCGUUUCCAAGAAAGGAAAAAAAACCCAAAACUAUCAGUAAAGUCAGUCAGGAAAGUGAUCAGGAGAUGAUUUACAUUCGUGUUCAAGUGGUUUGGCUCUUUGUAGCUUUAGCCUUGGUUUCCCAGCUGUGCUGGAGUCACUCAGCGGCGCAGAUGAAGAAGAAAACAACCGAGCGGAGACAACAGCUGCUUCUGCCCAGAGUCACCUGCUCAGCCCGCAGAGUCAAAGCUGUCUUUGGCUCCAUGGUGGAUGAGAAUAUACACGUCAGAGAUAAGUCCGGAGCAGCAGUGCCGGUGUCCCAGUCUGAAGACCACUGUGGAGUCCGAGUGGUCAGAGAGAAGAACCGCAACCUGUCUUUCCUCAGCAGACCUGACAGCUGCUAUGCUCAGAUUGAGCACAACAGAGUGGUCAUACCGCUGCAGGUGCAGCUGAGGGGAGAAGAUCAGUGGUUCAGGGUGAACAUCAGCUGUCCUCUGAGGAAGAGGAGCAGCAACGAAGCUUCAGUCGGCCCCAAAUUGUUGCCUGGAAAGUGUGGAACGGUCAAAGCUCUGCAGGUGGACUGUGGUCAUCAGGGCAUUUCUAGCCAGGCCUGUACCAAACGAGGUUGCUGCUACGAUGCUCACCAUUCCACCUGUUACUACAGACUCAAUGCAUGCUCCCUGGAUGGGAAUUUUGUGUUUUCCGUGGAGGUCACAGACAUUAAUCCAGGCAACCUGACGGUCAAAGGUCACCCAGAGUGUCGCCCUGUGGUCUCCACGGCAGACACGGCAGUUUUUAAGAUCGGAGUCACAGAGUGUGGUACAAAGAAGAAGGAGCAUGAAGGCGUCGUUACCUACGAGGUGGAAGUGGAGGAGCGACACGCUCACAGUAAAGCUAAAUAUUCACCCUACAGUCUCCAGGUGCAGUGUGAAUAUGCAGCAUCCGACCUCCAGCGUGCGGCCAAGUUGCGUUCUCUGUAUGCAGUGACAAACCCGCCCCCCGUGGUUGCACAGGGAGUUCUCAAACUGCAGAUGAGAAUAGCUAAAGAUGCGUCUUUCACGUCCUUUUUCCCCGAAAACGAGCUUCCACUGACGCUGCCUCUGCGUAAGGUGGCGUACGUCGAAGUUUCCAUCGCUCCGCCGUCCCCUGACCCCAGCCUCUCCCUGCAGGUGCAGGACUGCUUCGCCCACCCCGUGUCCAGACACUCGGUGUGGUUGCUUCUCUAUGAUGGUUGUCCGAACCCUUUGGACAACAUGAGGGGCUCGUUCCCUGUGGAUAAACAAGGGAAGACCACUUCCCACUCCCAAGUCAGGAGAUUCAAUGUCAAAACCUUUGCCUUUUUAGACCCUCAGACAGGCCAUCCAAGCGAGGAGGAAAUGUACUUCUACUGUUGGGUGGAAAUUUGUACAGAUGACGUCGACUGUGCACAGAGUUGUACCAUCAUCUCUGACGGUGAGAGGCAGCGAAGGGAGAUUCCCACUAAAUCCGACCAGCUCCAGUUGGUGUCCUACGGACCGCUGCUGCUCAGACAGAACGGCACUGAAGGGGAGAGCGGUCUGUGUGUCAAACAAACUGCAAUGCUGCGGGUGACGGUGUUCGUCAUCUCUGGCGUUGCUGCUGCUCUGCUGCUGACUCUGCUCUUCAUUCUCAUCUCCAAUGUCACCAAGUGGACAAAGAAGAAAUAAAUGCAGGAGCCGAUACAAAACCACGGCAAUAAAUGACUUUAUUUGACCGUCU